Molecule: messenger RNA, 807 nt
Organism: Medioppia subpectinata
Lineage: Eukaryota; Metazoa; Arthropoda; Arachnida; Sarcoptiformes; Oppiidae
Source: the annotation of a GenBank genome assembly
GCAUAUCCAGAAUAUAGAGUAGUGGUCGGAGACAGAGUACAACUUCCCUGUAAUAUAAGUAUUCCUUCAAAAGACGAUGUGGUCACAUUGAUUCUGUGGUAUAGGGGCGACACUACUGGCGGUCCCAUAUAUUCAGUGGACGCCCGACAACAGAUGCCUAAUAAACAAAGUCAACACUCUAUGAGCGAUGAGCUGACCAAUCGGGCGACGCUUAAUAUUACGGUCAGACCAGCGAUACUGACCAUAGAUCCGGUUCGGGCCGAGGAUGAGGGCGAGUAUAGGUGUCGAGUGGACUUCCGUUGGGGCCGAACCAUGAAUACUGUUGUUAGCCUUAUUGUAAUCGUGCCGCCUCGAAAAGUGAUCAUUAAGAAUGAAAAACUGGUGCCAUUAGAGGACGAGUUGGCCGGACCUUAUCAGGAGGGCAGCGAUGUUAGGCUUACGUGCGAAGCCAAAGGUGCCCGACCGCCAGCGCGGGUCAAAUGGUAUCGCAAUAAGCAGAUGAUGGAUGACUCCUAUGAGAUCAUUCAAGAGGGGACGCGAGUCCGCAACGAUCUCACCAUUAAUAAAGUCACCAGAAAUGACUUAUUCGCUGUCUAUCGCUGUCAAGCCUUCAACACCAACCAUACGGUUCCCAUUGAGGCCAAAGUUGUAUUAGAUAUCACUCUUCGACCAACAAAUGUGCAAAUCAUAGCAAACAACGAGCCAUUAAUAUCGGGCAGAAAGACGGAUGUGAUGUGUGUGUCGAGUGGAUCGCGACCUAUGGCUCGCAUCACGUGGUAUAUGCAUAAGAAGAAAGUACCGGAAUCG